This is a messenger RNA of Cutaneotrichosporon cavernicola, 996 nucleotides long. RefSeq lists its product as uncharacterized. Lineage: Eukaryota; Fungi; Basidiomycota; Tremellomycetes; Trichosporonales; Trichosporonaceae. The record is from RefSeq and is a predicted model, not a curated record. The transcript has 3 exons. Bases 1 to 996 code for a protein of 331 amino acids.
AUGUCGUCUGUGGCACCUGAACCCUCCCAGAGACGCGUGGACGAAGAUUGGCCCAAAGUCCCCCAAGUCGAGCAGCGUCUGUCAGACGACGAGAUGCUGCGUCUUGGCGCUAUGCCGCACAGUGACUAUCUCCACAGCCGCUUACUCUUCAGCCACCCCGGCUCGGUAGGGGAGUGCAAGUCACCGGCAUUAUGGUGGGAGGUUGACGAGGACGUCGGUGGCGGUCGCCUCUACACCCGGUCCUGUUGCUAUGAGUGCUUUGAUCGCGGCACCCUAUGCGGGCCGGAAAACGGUGACGAGUUCUCCAUGAAACUCUACGAGGCAGCAGACGGCAGGUUCGACAAGGCGACGAGUCUCAGUUUCUUCGAUCGCCUCUUCUGUGGGUUGAGUGACGACUUGAGCAAUAUAACAAACUCCACAAAGCUGAAAACGGCCCAGACAACGGCCAAGUUGAUUUCGAUGGGGCUGGACGAGUGGCGCACUCGCAUCGCUCGAGGUGCCUUGGAGCCUCUCAGGAGUUGGACGGAAGAGGAUGCCGAGCGCCUGUCAAACAAACUGGCUAGGUAUGAGGAGGUCUACGAGGAGAAGCGGCGACAGCUCGAAGAGGUUGCGUCGGACAUCUACAAUCGCGAGGACAAGGCCCUCUACCAGCAGUUCCGUGAGCACGAGGCUCGGCGUUGUGACGAGGUGUGGAAACGACAUGUCGAAUACAAGCGGAUGGCGGAGCUGUACCGUGGCGAAUUCGCCCGCGAGCAGCACCGCCGUGGCCAUGAGCGUGCGGAGCGUGCCCCACCACGUCGAGCCUUGUCGGCCAGCCAAAAUCCGUCGUCCAGCCAAGGUUCAACAGCCACCCCAAGCUCUGGUACCCAGAAGCGUCCACUCUCGCCUUCAGUUGGAGUGUCACCCUUGAAGAGGUCUUGUAAAAGGUCCCAGUCUCUCCCGUCUGUGUACAUGGGCGUCGUGCAUGUGGAGACCGACUCGGAGGAAGACGCCUAA